Messenger RNA from Paraphaeosphaeria sporulosa, 975 nucleotides. RefSeq lists its product as uncharacterized. The record is from RefSeq and is a predicted model, not a curated record. The coding region runs from base 139 to 825 and encodes 228 amino acids. The transcript has a single exon. NCBI's taxonomy places the organism in Eukaryota, Fungi, Ascomycota, Dothideomycetes, Pleosporales, Didymosphaeriaceae.
CCCAGCUUCAGUGCCCUCGUGUUCUUUACUGUUGCCGAGUGUGAGUGUGAGGCCAUCGACAAUGGUGACUGCACACUCACCCUCACUGCAGCUAGGGGUCACUCACGUGAAGUCAGUCUUUAGGUCACGACAGGUGUAAUGCUAACGCUGUAUGUACCCGUGAGCCGGAUCAGGGGGAGGUCUUUGGGAACGUGUGAGAGACUAUCGAAAGGGGUGGCUGUGCAGUCGUGGCCAUUGGACGCACGCCAAAGCAGGUCAAGUAAAGGGCACUCAUGUAGCGAGGGAUCUGUUCGAUUCAUGCCUCUCGUGUGCACCAAGAGUUUCGGCAGUCGCAGUCUAAGCCUCGACGAUAGUUUGUGGUCGAAAUGGUCGCGGUUUCAAACCAUGCCUUGCCUUUGCACAUGCAAGGUCACCUCCGCAGACAGCGCACGCACCAACUGUUCCACCUCGCUGCGAUGCCAACGACGAUAUAAGCGGAGAGAUGACGCCCGACGGCAUCGCAAGCACGCGACGCUGAUCUCUGCACCCGUGGUACAAAGCCGCGCUGGUGCGUACGGGUCGACGCGACCCGAACCACGUCGCGCAAGCAGGCAGGUCCGAGUGAAGAUCAGAAUCUCGCUCGCUGGCUCGCUCAACACAGGGACGGGCACGCACGCCAUGAUGCACGCAGCGAUGGCGUCGAUCCGAGGCCACUCGAGCUCAGCAACUCUGCCGAUCGGGCGCGCGGUGCAGCGGUCCAGACGCCAGAUGCCUUCUCCAGUCCUUCGCAGCGUCUGUUCGGCGGUGGAGCAGCGUUGCACUCCCUCUCUCAGCACGGUGCAUUAGCCGUGCAAACUUUGUGCACGCCUGUGCAGGCACUGCGGCUAGGGAGCACGGCGGGCGGGCGACGGCGAGCGGGCGCGUGGGACGGGGGCUCUUCUAUUCGCCGCGGUAUCGAUAAGAGAUUGCGGUGGAGAAGCGUGGCAUUGCGCGGAC